Messenger RNA from Habropoda laboriosa, 793 nucleotides. It is a transcript of the gene Tsp66E, whose product is annotated as tetraspanin-1. The transcript is spliced from 7 exons. The record is from RefSeq and is a predicted model, not a curated record. Lineage: Eukaryota; Metazoa; Arthropoda; Insecta; Hymenoptera; Apidae. Gene Ontology annotation, cellular component: membrane.
GAACGAAGCCAAAAUGGGCUGCGCUUCACAGUGUGCCAAGUAUUUUCUAUGCUUCUUCAAUUUUGUUUUUUUCAUAGCCGGAGGGGCUGCAUUGGCCGUCGGAGUUUGGCUUUUCGCCGAUAGUAGUUCCUUUGCUGAUCUCAUCGGCAAACUUGAUCAAUCGGACAUUCUGAACAAAACGGACACGGAUGUCAUCAGGAUAAUAUCGUAUAUCUUGAUUUUGGCAGGAGCCCUGAUCUUUCUGGUUAGCUUCCUAGGAUACUGUGGAGCAAUGUUUGAAUCUCGAUGUCUCCUCUGUGUUGUAAGUGUUUUUACAAAACUCAUGUUUUUUUCAUUCAUUGCAAUUUUUUAGGCAGAGAAAACCACACAAAAUUUUCUGAAGACUACAAUAAAGUACUAUGCCAGUAACAUUGAUAAAGCAGAAACGAUUACAGUUACAUGGGAUGGUAUAAUGACUCAGCUUCACUGUUGUGGAGUAGAAAAUUAUUUAGAUUUUCGAGAGAGCACAAAUUGGACAACUACAGAUAAGAUAGUUCCUGAAGCAUGUUGUAUAAAAGAAAACAAUGUUCUAAAGGAUUCAUCGUGCCCUAUCGCUCCUACUUCUAGCAAUUCUUACUAUAAGGAGGGUUGUUAUGAUGCAAUAAUGAGGGCAAUUGAAGAAAAUGCAGCUAUAGUAAUUGGCGUUGCAGCUGGAUUAGCAUUCAUCGAAAUCUUGGUCAUUAUUUUAGCUCUACAUUUGGCUUGCUGUUAUUGGCGACCACAACACGUUUUAACUUGUUGGUGCUGCUGUUGA